Schistosoma haematobium is the source of this 2838-nucleotide messenger RNA. It is a transcript of the gene ACN9, whose product is annotated as acetate non-utilizing protein 9. NCBI's taxonomy places the organism in Eukaryota, Metazoa, Platyhelminthes, Trematoda, Strigeidida, Schistosomatidae. Gene Ontology annotation, cellular component: mitochondrial intermembrane space; mitochondrion. The coding region runs from base 1951 to 2361 and encodes 136 amino acids. The transcript is spliced from 9 exons. Gene Ontology annotation, biological process: mitochondrial respiratory chain complex II assembly; succinate metabolic process. The record is from RefSeq and is a predicted model, not a curated record.
AACAAAACUAUUGUCAUAAAAACAAAGUAAAAAAUACGGAACUAGGCAUUCGGUUGAGAUGCAUAUACACUGACUUCGUUUUUUGUUUAGCCAGUGUUAUGACGGGCUUGAGAGCCAUCGCAAUUAACUAAUGUGAUGCAGUUCAAUACUAUGAAUUUCAUUGAAGUCAGUGAGAAUGUUCGUAGACGUAGGGCCACUGUGAACUUGUCACGUUCCCUUCGCUGUCAUAGAUCCACUUAUAACAAGGUGGAAUAAUAUGCGAGCCGCUUUCAUGAAAAAAUAUGACGUUCUUUCGUUCAGUGGGUUUGCUAAUGAAAGCACCUUAAAAGAAGUAAAUAGAGAAACCACUCGUAAUGACAGUACUUCAACUGUAACACCAUCCACUAGCAACAUCAAUCAAAGGCUUUUAGAUAAUAGGGAUGCAAGGCGAGACUCUAACUCAGGGACGACCUUUGGACGAAUCUCAAAUGACCUUGACAAUUAUUAGCCAAUCAGAAGACAGUAUAGAGUGAAAAUAUAUAAGGAAAUAAUGAAUUACAGUGGAUAUUCUUCUUUUACAUGAUUUGAAAACUUGUUAAGGUUGAUAAAGGUUCAGAGGUUCUGAAUUCAUAAUUCAUACGGUAUAGAAACUCGUCCAUAGGGUUAGGGCUGUAGCCUCUCAGUAAACACCUCUUCUCUAAAAUCCGAUGUAAACCGAUCGCAUGUUAGCACUCUAACCCUAACCUAGCCCUAACCACAACCCUAAUCCUAACCUUAACCCUAAACCCUAACCUUAUUUACGGGUUUCUAUACCGUACGCAUUAUGAAUUCAGAACUUCUGAGCCUUUAUCAAACCUUAACAAGCUUUUUAAUCAUGUAAAAGAAGAAUAUCCACUGUAAUUCAUUGCUUUCUUGUAAUAUAUUUUUACUUAAUACUGUCUUCUGAUUGACCAAUAAUUGAAAUUGCUCAAACGUUUUUCAUUGACUCGUCCCUAAAUUAGUCUCGCCGUCCCAUCUCUUGUAACCUCUCAUUAAUCACGACUCAGACUAAUACAAAUAAUGAUAAUUGUUGCUAAUUGGAUCAUAAAGUCUCUAGUAACAUUAGCUGUGGCUUUGCAGAUUUUACGGAAGUUUCAGCUGUUCAGUGGUACGAAUAUUGCCGUGAUAUAUGUGCAAUCAAAAUGACACGCUUACAUGAAUCAUUUAAGGGAGUCGGAAGAAUAGUGGAAAUAGAUGAGAUCGAGCAAAGAAAGUGCCAGUUCGAGCAGGUUUUUUCCUUCAACACAGGACAACGAAAUACAAUUCCAUCACGGUAGUCUGCGCAUCGUGCUGCAAUCAUUUGAUCGCCCCAGUCACAGAUGCAGGAACUUCUUAAUAGUCCCAUCUGUUGAAGUCGCUCAACAAUCACCUCUUCUCCGAAGUCUACUGCGAAACCAUCGUAUCCAACUAACAAGAAGUACGUCAUUGUUGACGUCCUCAGCAAAAACAACUGAUGAUAGCAUCCAAGGAGUGGAUAGUAGGCAAUGACCUUUGCCUUCUUUCGAACGAGCUGGUCGAUAUACACCUGCAGAAGUGCGACCAACCGAAUGAAAAUUGGUCACUUAUGAAAUGUAAAGUUAUUAUGUUCACGAAUUAGAUUCUCUGCAGUCUGCCAAAGAUCUGUUAGUUGCCCUACAGAUACUGGAAUCUCAACGUAAAAACACCUCAACGGAUGAAAACACUUUGCCACAGAACACUGAGAAGCCAAAGAGAGGUGUAAUAAAGCGUAAAGAAGAUUUUCUUUACAAUUCAGUCGACAUGGAUGUGGCUGAGAUGCGGGCUGGGAAUAGCCGCGUACAAUAUCCCAAAUUCCGUGUUUUCGACAAAUUCAUAUCGCCAAUCGCCAAGUUACAGUUCAUACUGAAUUCUACUCAAAUAAUCAUUCGUCUCUGACUCCAGUUAUUAGUUUGAGCCAACAUUCUUUCGAAUUCUAUGUCCCAAGAUAUCUUAAAAAUUGCUGUCCAUUCUCAACGUGUUCGUUUCCUGUACAAAUUUAUACUUACUUUGCAUCGUUCGCUGCCUCCUCAUUUACGGGAAAUUGGUGACAAAUAUGUAAAGACAGAAUUCAAGAAGCAUAAGGAUGUCAAACCCGAAUUUGUUCAACCAUUCAUGGUUGAAUGGACAAAAUAUGCAGUUGAAUUAUCAAUGCAAAUUCAACAAUCAAUACGAAAUUCGAAUAAUAAAAUUGGCGCAAAGCAUGAAAUUAAAAUGAACAAGGAAGAAGCGCUUGGUAAACCAUUGGAUGAAGCUUUAUUGAGUUAUUUUUCUGAAACACAACUUAAUCAGCUAUUAGCUUUAGCUAAAGAAAUUCAUGAUGAAAGUCAUAAACCAUUAGAAAAGUAGUCGAAAAAUGAUCAACUAAUACAAAUGAACUUUACUACAAUGUGUUGCGAACUAUAUCAAUAAAAUGUAGCGAUUAUAUUUGUUUUUAGAUUUUCUGAACUUUUUGAAUUAGUUGAUGUGAACAAGCUACAGUCAUUUUAAAAUAAACCUUUCGUAUGUCAGUCAGUCAGCUACAACGUAGGACCAGGCACAUAUAUGCAUCGGUCCAAGUUGCCAUACCUCAUUAACACAACAAGAUGAACACGGGAUUCAUAAAAGUAGUUCAUUCAGAGGUGGUAAUAUAUAAAAGAAAGAUUGCAAUAAGGAUAUAGUACAGGAAGAAAUAAUUAGUUCGUAGAAAGAAAGAUAUGAAGCAAUUUUAAUCUCUUAGUUUAAGGGAAGACAGAGAGUGUAUACACCGACGCCAUUGUGAUCGAUUCUGAGCCAUAUCACCCUGAGUCUCCAACCAUUGGUUACGAUAGUCACGCGUUCCCCAAC